AUAAGGUAAGAUUUUGUAAUCGGAGUCAGGGACAUUAAAAAGAAAAAAGAAAAACUGUGUAUCCCUUCUCGCCGGAGACGAACUGAUCGCUGCUCCACGACAUAAAAAACACCGUGCAAUUCCAGAUCCAUUUCAACUCGUCGACGACUCGACGGAAGAGAGAGAGAUGGGAGAAGAAGACAGCACAAAAUCAUCGACAAAGACGAAGGAGGUAACGAGAUUCUGGGAAUGGGCAAUUGCAGCAAUCAUCUUCAGACUUGUACUCAUCUACUUCUUCCCAGAUAUCCUCUCUCAGUUAGCCUCCCGACCCGAAGUCUCCACCCCUGUCACUUCCCUCCGCCGCCUUGCUGAGGGCUACUGGUUGAAGAAGCAGGCAUCAAUUUCCCCUUAUGCUGGAUCUAUGUACCACGGGUCUCCUUUGCUGCUCUCAGUGCUUGGUCCUUUAACUGUUAGAAACAUUGAUGGUCAGCCAAGCCACAUUUUGUGCAGUCUGCUUUUUGUGAUUGCAGAUUUGAUUGCUGCAUUGCUUCUCCGAGCAACUGGUCAGAAGCUUCAAUCAGCAUAUUGCCAGAGUUUGAAAGCACUAGGCGUUGAAAAAAUAUUGGGAGGCUCAGAAUUUUACGCCUCUGGGGACAUUUCAGCUCUAUUUUACCUGUGGAAUCCUUUGACGAUCCUUACAUGCAUGGGAUCAUCGACAUCUCCCAUUGAAAACUUUCUUGUGAUUUUGUCUAUUUAUGGAGCAUGUAAACGUUUGAUACCUCUGGCAGCUGUUGGAUGGGUAUUGGCUACUCAUAUAUCACUUUAUCCAGCAGUUCUGCUUAUACCGGUGAUCCUCUUGCUCGGCUAUGGUCCAGAUGCACCUCCAAAGAAAUUGUUUUUGCAAAAGAUUUCCAGAGAGACUGCAAAGGAUUCUAGUGAUAGUAGUUUGCAGCAUGUGAAACCAAUCACUGGUUCGGCAUUACCUUCUUUUUCAUGGCGACCAGUUAUCUUAUUCCUAUUAUGGGCGUCAGCUUGGUCAAUUUAUAUUCUGGUUCUGUGUGGAAUCUCUGUCAGACAGAAUGGUGGUUUACAAGAGAUGUUUAAGAGGACCUAUGGAUUUAUUUUGACAGUGGAGGAUUUGUCUCCAAAUAUAGGUGUUUUAUGGUACUUCUUCGCAGAAGUUUUUGAUUUUUUCAGAAACUUUUUCCUGAUAGUGAUCCACAUGAACAUUCUCUUCAUGAUAUUGCCAUUGGCCAUACGGAUGAAACAUCGGCCUUGUUUCUUGGCUUUUGUCUAUGUUGCCAUCUGUUCAAUGCUGAAGACUUACCCGUCAGUUGCAGAUUCUGCUUUGUACCUUGGUUUGUUUGGCUUGUUUAUCAAUCAGUUAGCAGAUAUGCAUUUCUCUUUUGUCCUCUUCUGUGGGUAUAUUGGUGUUAAUCUCCUGAGUCCUGUUAUGCACAAUCUUUGGAUAUGGAGGGGAACUGGGAAUGCCAAUUUCUACUAUGCAACUGCUAUAGCUUAUGCUGCCCUCCAGAUCAUUUUGGUGGUGGAUAGUGCAAGUGCAAUGCUUAACCAUGACAGACGGUUAAGGAAGUUGACUACUGCAUAGACUUGAGUUUCAAAGUCAUUCGGCUGUGUCUUUCCAACUUCACCGAAUGGUAUUCCUCAAAGGUAGCUGCUGUACAGAGCUCAAAAGUAAUGUUCACCGUCUUUCAUCAUCAGGCGAAGGUUCCAAAAGAAAAGCACGCCUUUGAAAAAUUUCGGAAACAGCCCAUCUUGGUAGUUUGCAUAGCUAGCCAUUUACGCGGAGGGAUCUUUGUUGUAACGUUGUGAAUUUAAGUAAGUUACAAUAGUUUCCACAGAUUUGUAUUUUACGGCCUUCACUGUCAAGAUCCAAUAUCAGUUAGUAAAGAAAAUGAUUGUUAUUUUAUUCAAAUAAUCAAUAUGUAAUGUUUUGAUUUGAUGAACAAAACUUAUGAACACUCAUCACAAAUUUAAAUCUACUAUUGCUUUAAAA
This is a messenger RNA of Spinacia oleracea (spinach), 1996 nucleotides long. RefSeq lists its product as uncharacterized. NCBI's taxonomy places the organism in Eukaryota, Viridiplantae, Streptophyta, Magnoliopsida, Caryophyllales, Amaranthaceae. Gene Ontology annotation, cellular component: GPI-anchor transamidase complex; membrane. Gene Ontology annotation, biological process: attachment of GPI anchor to protein. The coding region runs from base 167 to 1588 and encodes 473 amino acids. The record is from RefSeq and is a predicted model, not a curated record. The transcript is spliced from 14 exons.